UGUUGCCCAGCAACCAGAAUCAGCACAUUUCUGGGAGGUCCUGUGUGGAUGGCAGCGGCUCGGAGCGAAGAGACGCAGAGAGCGAGAGGCAGAGGAUCCCGGAGAAGGAGACGGAGACGGGGGGGAGGCGGUGCGGGGUUCGACUUGGAGCGGGGACAAAACGGGGAGAAAUGAUGCCGUGAGGCUGGAGAAGGAGUGAGAGGAAAGUUUGUUCCUGCGGCGGAAGGAGGAGAGGGAGUCCGUGCCUGUUAAGACGCUGUGGGUUCCUCUGUUCUCACCUGGGCUCCGUUCCGCUACCUGUGCCCUCCCGGAGAGAGAGGUGCAGAGCUUCGGCCACAGCAGAGGUGUCUCGGAGGACCCUGAUCUGACGCACUGUGUUCGGGGACCGGCACGGAGGACAGACUGACUGGCUGACCUAAAUCGGUGCUAAAAGAGCGACGAGGCAGCCAAAAUAGAGCUUAAAUUAGGGAGUCAGGCACUGAGAUUGGUCACAGUGUCCAAACGGCUCCCGAGGAAGGUUUCUCUGAGAGGCCUGGUCUCCUGGCUCUCAGGUGAUGACCGAGACGUUUCCAGCGGUCAUGUGGUCUCUCUGGGCGGGUUAAAACCGCUCCGGCUGUCGUCCGGGCUUGGAGCUCCUGAGGGGGACACGUCCCGAGGGACUCGGCAGGGACUCGCGGUGCCAUGGUGCUCUUUUGACGGCGACGCGUCCACCGCUCUUCCGCCCCGCUGACCGCCUUGAGCCGAGGAUGUGGAAGUUUAAAGCCUUCUGCCUGGAUUACUGGCACGUGCUGUGCUUGCACCCACACAACAACUUCUACAAGAGUGUGGAAGGGGAUGGACGGCCCAACGAGAGCGGCCCUUCCCUGGAUGGCGGUGCCAGCUUCGGCCAGGGACCGGUGACUCACGGCUCGGCCAUCAGCCCCGACCGAUUUGACAGCCCGCUCUACAGCCACGGGGUCCAGCCCGGGCCUCAGAGACCCCGUCGGCCCAAGCUUCAACACUCGCAGUCCAUCCUCCGGAAGCAGGCCGAGGAGGAGGCCAUCAAGCGCUCACGCUCGCUCUCUGAGAGCUACGAGCUCUCCGCUGACCUCCAGGACAAACAGGUGGAGAUGCUUGAGCGUAAAUAUGGUGGACGAUUCAUAACCCGGCAUGCGGCUCGCACCAUCCAGACGGCUUUCCGCCAGUAUCAGAUGAACAAGAACUUUGAACGUCUCAGAAGCUCCAUGUCUGAAAACCGCAUGUCCAGACGCAUUGUCCUCUCCAACAUGAGGAUGCAGCUCUCGUUUGAGGGCCCCGAGAAAGUGCACAGCUCCUACUUUGAAGGGAGGCAAGUGUCGAUGACGGAGGACGGCGCCCCGCUGUCCAUGAUGCCGUCUGAACGUGGAGAUAUAGAGGUGCACCAACAGGCCAACAUGGCGUCUCACCCAGCACCACAAGGGGACUUGACGGACGCCAUCACAGAGCUGGAGGACGCCUUUUCCAGGCAGGUCAAAUCUCUGGCGGAGUCGAUAGAUGAUGCACUGAACUGUCGCAGCCUUCAAGGGGACGAGGAUCCGGACCAAUCGUUGGCAAUGGGCUGCUCCAAGGGGGGAAGGGAGGUGCCCUAUCAGGGGAAGUCCCACCGCAGGGCAGCUGGACGAUUGCACGACGAUACGUUGGCGUCCUAUAGCGACGUUACCCUAUUCAUCGACGAGGAGGACGUGUCCCCCUCUAGCGUUCUGUCCAGGUCAGGGGAACAGCCCUCCAGCACAGAAUCUGACUUGCGGUUGCGGUCGGUCAACUCCUCACAGGACUACUGGCCUAUGGACCCCAAAGAUGAGGGUCGCGAUACAGACACGAGCUGCCGCAGCACUCCUUCUCUGGAGUGCCAGGAGCAGCGUCUCAGAAUGGACCAUCUUCCUUUGUUGACCAUCGAGCCUCCCAGCGACAGCUCGGCGGAGCACAGCGACCGGUCCGACCGCGGCUCCGUCAAGCGGCCGCCGGCGUACGAACCGCACGGCCACAUCGUGAGGUCGUCCCAGGCCAGCCCCAAACACAUUUCCCACGGGCCCCCGACGCGAGGCUCCUCCCGCGACGACGACGCGCCCCUGCGCCACCGCCACCGCCAGCUGGAGGGCCAGCUGGCCAUCAACGGCUCGGCCAACAGGCAGAGCAAGUCCGAGUCCGACUUCUCGGACGGGGACAACGACAGCAUCAACAGCACGUCCAACUCCAACGACACCAUCAAUUGCAGCUCCGAGUCCUCGUCGAGGGACAGCCUGCGGGAGCAGACGCUCAGCAAGCAGACGUACCACAAGGAGACUCGCAACAGCUGGGACUCGCCCAUCUUCAGCAACGAUGUCAUUCGCAAGAGACACUACCGCAUCGGCCUCAAUCUCUUCAACAAGAAGCCAGAAAAGGGCAUCCAGUACCUGACGGAGAGGGGAUUCAUCCCAGACACACCGGUCGGCGUGGCUCACUUCCUGCUUCAGAGGAAAGGAUUGAGCAGGCAGAUGAUCGGAGAAUUUCUGGGAAAUCGGCAGAAGCAGUUUAACAGAGACGUCCUCGACUGUGUGGUGGAUGAAAUGGACUUCCAGAGCAUGGAGCUGGACGAGGCUCUCAGGAAAUUUCAGAACCACAUCCGUGUUCAGGGCGAAGCCCAGAAGGUGGAGCGGCUCAUCGAGGCUUUCAGCCAGCGCUACUGUAUCUGCAACCCCACAGUGGUGCGGCAGUUCAGGAACCCCGACACCAUCUUCAUCCUGGCGUUCGCCAUCAUCCUCCUCAACACAGACAUGUACAGCCCCAACGUCAAACCCGAGAGGAAGAUGAAGAUGGAGGACUUCAUCAAGAAUUUAAGAGGUGUGGACGACGGGGAAGACAUCCCUCGGGAGACUCUGGUCGGCAUCUACGAGAGGAUCCGUAAGCGAGAGCUCAAGACCAACGAAGACCACGUCUCGCAGGUGCAGAAGGUUGAAAAGCUCAUUGUGGGGAAGAAACCAAUCGGAUCGCUCCACCACGGCCUGGGAUGUGUGCUGUCGCUGCCCCAUCGCCGGCUGGUGUGUUACUGCCGUCUGUUUGAAGUGCCGGAUCCCAACAAGCUCCAGAAGCUGGGCCUGCAUCAGCGGGAGAUCUUCCUGUUCAACGACCUCCUCGUGGUAACCAAGAUCUUCCAGAAAAAGAAGAACUCUGUGACGUACAGCUUCAGACAGUCCUUCUCGCUGUAUGGGAUGCAAGUCAUAAUGUUUGAAAAUCAAUAUUACCCAAAUGGGAUCAGACUUACGUCAGCCAUACCAGGUGCGGACAUCAAAGUCCUCAUCAACUUUAAUGCGCCCAACCCCCAGGACCGCAAGAAGUUCACAGACGACCUGCGGGAGUCUAUCGCCGAGGUCCAGGAAAUGGAGAAAUACAGAAUAGAGUCCGAGCUGGAGAAGCAGAAGGGGAUGGUGAGGCCCAGCAUGUCGCAGAGCUCCGGCCUGAAGAAGGAGGCCGGCAACGGGAACAUGAACCGCGCCAGCCUGGACGACACGUACGCCAUGGGGGAGGGCCUGAAGCGCAGCGCCCUCAGCAGCUCCCUGCGAGACCUCUCCGAAGCAGGCAAGCGGGGGCGUCGCAGCAGUGCAGGAUCACUAGACAGCAAUAUGGAAGGGUCCAUCAUUAGCAGUCCACACGCGCGCCGGAGAGACGCCGCGCCGCGCGAGGGCGCACCCCAUCGCGGCCAUCCGGCCGCCCCCAACCCGGCCUCCACCUCCACCUCCAUCCUCGGGUCGCUCUUCGGCAGCAAGCGAGGCAAGCCGUCACCCCACAGCCACUCCCCUUUCCCGGCCCCCGCCCAGCCCACCCUCAUAUCCCACAAGCCCCACCCGACCAACCUGCACCACACGGCGCAGGUGGCGCACACGGUGCAGCUCCACGGCCACCACGCCCCGUACUGCCCCACGGCGCCGCAGAACCCGCCGCCCUACCACCACCACCACCACUACCACCCGCCGCCCCACGCGCAGUACCACCAGCACCCGGGCCACGCCCCCCACUCGCAGCCCGGCCACUACGGCCAGCAUCCCCACCACGCCUCACACCCCCAGCACGCCGCCGCCGCCGCCCACCACCACCACCACAGUCAGCAGGCGGGCUCGGCGCCAGGCGGACCCAAAGCCAAACACAGUGGCAUCAGCACCGUAGUGUGACGCUGCUCCCCACGCGAGGGAGGAGAACGUGAGGAGCGGGGUGGGGGGGGGGGGGGCUUGAAGACUGAGGUUACACCAAAGGGACUUGACGAGCAUAUCUUUUUACGGCCUGUCCACUGUGUUUUUCGCCGCUGCUUUUACUAGCUUGCCUGAUCACGGGCGUGGCCCGAGAGAGGGGGGUGGGGGUUCUCUGCAGGGAGAUGCUCUGUUUUCCACCCCCCCACACACACACACACACACACUCUCACCUUCCCGUAAUCAGAGGGCGAGACGCCCCCCCCCCCCCCCCCCCCCCCGAGGCGAGGACGCGGCCCGACUGUUUUCUCCGUCACUCUUUGCUGGUCGUAGUUCCUUUGAGGCUCUGGCAAGUCGACCCUUGGGGUUUGCAGACCCCUUCCAUCAUAUGAACGCAUUUUUUUGUGGUGGCGUCCCGUGAUCACUUGGACCCGAGGACAGUGGACCGCCCGGGGCGACCGUCAUCGUAGUUCUAGUGCUGUAUUUACUGUAGAUGACAGCUGUGUGUGUUGUCUCCUAGCUCCCAUAAAUAAAUGUGCCAAUUAUUAAUACAUAAUCUAUUUAGUCAAAACUUCAUGUACAGUAUAUUGUGCGUAAAGUAAUUUGUAAGAUUAUACUUACAAUUAUUAUCAGCAAAAAUGAAUCUUAUCAGUAUUACGCUGAGUGUGUGGUGACAGGAUGGAGAUCUGAAAGGAGUGAACUCCUCCAUUCGGUCCCGGCCCAUAAAUCUAUUCUGGAUUCGCCUUUCCAAAGGAGCCUCUGGGUGGCAGCUGUUGCAUUCGGGGGCCUCAAAAGGCUGCGCCGCCGCCUCCAAAAACAGACUUUUCCUGUCAACUCCUGUCAGGCGCGGGUGACGAACUGGACCCGGGUGGUUGCUUUCCAUCUCGGUCUGCUUCUCACACUGUGGCUGCUUAAAGUCGCGGAGGUCAAGGGGCGAAAAGGACAUUUUAAAUGCACUCUGAGGCUCGGCUCAGAUGUUUCGAAUGAACCCACAGAACGCGUUGAACACGUCAAGUCUGUUGCCUUGAAACAUGCGACAGCUGCUCUCUGGAUUCUUUAAGUCUAAAAAAAAAAAGAAACCCUAUCUAAUUAUUUUGCCUUCUUUAGUCAAUUUCUUUCAUUCGCCAACAAGGUGAGUGGAUAAAAUUAAAAUCUAGUAUUUUUUUCAUAUGUGCAAUAUCUUUGUACUGAUUUUGUACAUUAACAACAAGCGAAGUGUCCCUCCGAUUUGUGCGUUUUCUUUUUUUGCUUCAUGUUGCGUCACUAUUUAUUUAUUUUUGUUUUUGACCCCUGUCCAAGUCCUUUCUUAGUAAAUUAAUGUGUGUCUGUCCUCGUGGUCUUUACGGAGGCACCGACUUGGAGUUGAGUGGAAUGUCUAGUAAGUGAUUUUUUGCAUGUAAUGUUAUAAUGUGAGGCUGUCCUCUGCACAUUGUAAAGCAAAUCAGUGUUACCAUAGCAAGUUUAAGUGCAAUCAUCAGACUUGUACUUUGAGUGGAGGUCUGUUCUCUUGUUGUCCAGGAUGGGAUUCAGGUGAAGAAAUAUAUAUCCUUUAUUCAUUUAAGAAUAUAUAAAUACUUACUUACACAGUUCACGGUGGAAAGAGGAAUGUGUGUAUAUAUAUUUUAAUAAAAGGAAAAUGCUUCUCUUUGGGCUGAACAAAAAUAUUUUGCUGGAUAAGCACAUAUGAAAGAACACUUUCAUUUUCUUCAGGAAACGCAGGUAUGAUACAAAAUGCAAACUGAACAAAGGAACUGGGUAUAUAUGUAAAGAAUAACUUUCUACAUUCUACAAAUAAGAGUCUAUUCUAGUGUGUACAUUAGUGACAGUGAACUGUUUGUCCCAAUAUUCAGGUUGUAAAUGUAUUUUAACAUUCACAAAGAAAACCAUUGCCAUAAGUCAGGCUUGUUCUCACACAUUUCUCGUCACGGGAGUUACCAUGGAAACAACGGAUGACAGACAUAUCACAUAUUGGAACUCAAAGAUCAGUUGAAUGUGUCUAUUUUUUAUUUUUGGUUCUAAUUCUGUAGUUUUUGGGUGAUGUAAACCCCAGAUUAACUUUUGAUGUGUGUUGUAGUGCUUCAAAUGUCCACAGUCAGUCUUUGUGAGAAAGAAUCCCAACGAUGCACUGCACGGAUCGUCAUGUGUCCUGUGUCCUGUUCACUGUGAGCUGAUGGCCUGCGGGUGGGGUGGGGGUGGGGGGGUAAAAAGAAAUCGGCAUAUGCAUUUUGGUUUUGAUUCAUUUUGAAUUUCCUGUUGUUGCCCUAUGUUAGGCUGAUGGUUACAUGAAGCUCAGCAUGCAUUUCAUCAACUAAGCCAUCGUGUAAAUUACAAAUAUAAAGAUGUGUUGCUGAGGGCUUUUCAUCGUGUAAAUAUAUGGGAUGUUGGUGGUGAGAGACCAAUGGGUUAAAGCAGCUGUACAUAAUGUGUAUAUGAUCAGAACGAUAUUCUGAUACCUGCAGUAAGGCUCACGAUGUACAUACAUGACCUCGCGGGUGGAUUAGAGGGGUCGAUCUAUGAACAUGUCGAUUGUCUCAGCCUCCAGCUCAUGAACUCUGCCGUAGGAAUAAAGAAAAGACUGUUAGAAAGUUUGCUGCCAUUUACAUCCAGCUCUUUUUUUCAUACAUGCAACCCCCCCCCCCCCCCCCACCCACACACACACACACACACAUCCUGCUGAAAGCUGUUCAGUCUGGAGUUGGACACAUUUUAAGAAGAGGAAAAUACAAGAAUGGCCUCGUUUAUAUGUGCAUUCUGUUUGUACAGUGAGUAGUGAGUCAGUAAGACCCCAGUUAUUGUAAAACUUCCAACUGUGACCAUGUUGAGAACACAAAAUAAACAAAUAUAUGACUUAUGGUAA
Molecule: messenger RNA, 7035 nt
Organism: Pungitius pungitius (ninespine stickleback)
Lineage: Eukaryota; Metazoa; Chordata; Actinopteri; Perciformes; Gasterosteidae
Gene: iqsec1a
Product: IQ motif and Sec7 domain ArfGEF 1a
Exons: 14
Coding region: 747-4163 (1138 amino acids)
Biological process (GO): actin cytoskeleton organization; regulation of ARF protein signal transduction
Molecular function (GO): protein binding; guanyl-nucleotide exchange factor activity
Source: RefSeq, a predicted model, not a curated record